AUGGAAGGGCAACACCUGGUGCUGCGUUUGCGUGCCUCUUCUGGGCAUAGCAGAGUGACGUGCAACAGCAGUAUCACGGCAUCCGAGUUGUAUGUGCAGGUAGCCCAGCAGCUGAAAGUUCCUGAAGAUACACUCGACCUCUACACAGAUGCUGCGAAGAAACAGCUAUUGCCGCGGGCCGCGUGCUGUGUAGAGUCUUUGGGCCUUUCUUCCGGAUGCCUCCUUUUUGUUGACACACGAGGCAGCAACGCUGUUGUUAGACAUUCUGCAACCCUCUUCACGCCAUCGCACAGCCUUAAAGACGUGGCUCUCGACAUUCCGCCGGCGGAAGGCAGACUUGCGACUUCAUGCGGUAGUUGUGCGUUUCUGUGGGCUGCUGCUCUCUGCCCAGGCCUGCCCACAGCCAGUUCCAGCAGUUCUAGUUCAAACCUUAGCAGCAGCAGCAGCAGCAGCAAGGAUGCCGACAGCAGCGGCAACAACAGUGCAUUUAAACCCUUUGACAAAUUCCUAGAGGAGAGGGACUACGCCGUUCUGGAUUUGCCGCUCGUCAACAGCUUCACAGCCACAAAGCUGCAGGCUGGCCAUAUGAACAAGCUUCCUCAGACGCUGACGCUGAAGCACCAGGUGUACCGACACGUGGAUCACCUGGAACUGAUGAAUGUUUCCGAGGUGCAGCAGUUCGUUUCCUACUGGAAGAAUGAUCUCAAUAUGCAACAGCAACGCUGCGGCUUCAUGUUUGGCUAUUAUCGAGAAGAUCGGCAUUAUCCUUUGGGGAUUCGCGCCGUCUGUGAAGCCGUCUAUGAACCUCCUCAGGAAGGAACGGAGGACGAAUUUCGUUUGCUAGAAGGCCACGCUUCAGAAAUGGAGUUGGCUGCUGCAGUCGCUGCUCGUCUUGGACUCGAGCUGAUUGGCUUUGUCUUCACGCAUAAACCAAGGAAGCAGCUCCUUACUCCAAAGGAGGUUUUGUUCCUCGCAAAGCUACAGCUCGCUCACCUUCAGUCGAGUCAUUUCUCGGGGUAUCCGGUUCCUAAGUUUGUCGCAUGCACCGUGGCGCUGCAGCACACUGCUGAGCCUCAAGAGCUCGAGCAGCAGGAACAGAAGCAGCAGGAACAGAAGCAGCAGGAAAUCGUUCCUAACGCCUUUAUGGUAUCCGAUUUGAUUAUGGCUCUUGUUCGAGACGGCAUGAUCGCCGACGAGCAAACCGAUGAGACACACAUCGUCCUUAGCAAACCCCGCAAGGGAGAAUUGCGGCCGCAGGUGCUGGAAUCGGGUGUGGAAAAGGACCGAUUCGACGCAAGCUGGUGUAUUGUCAGGGUUAAUGAAUCUGCGCCUAAACGGGUUCGCUCUUUCUUCCAGCACACGCAUUUCCCUAGAGAAAAUCGGAUUAUAGCCCAAACUCCGCAAGACAUUCAAGCAUACUUUAACCACCCCUCGAUGAGCCGCUCGGCUGCGGGUGCUGCUGGGGGUUCUGACGCUAACUGGAGCCGAUUCUGUGACUUCCACUUACUGCUCUAUGUUGCGCGUCUCUUCGACCUUCCCACGAGCCUUACCAUCUGCGACUCGGUCUCUAAAGAAACGCCGGUGGAUGCCGGCAUGGAAGACAUUCUAAAGUCCCUUGCCUAG
Messenger RNA from Cyclospora cayetanensis, 1623 nucleotides. RefSeq names its product nuclear protein localization protein 4. Gene Ontology annotation, biological process: ubiquitin-dependent protein catabolic process. The coding region runs from base 1 to 1623 and encodes 540 amino acids. Lineage: Eukaryota; Apicomplexa; Conoidasida; Eucoccidiorida; Eimeriidae. The record is from RefSeq and is a predicted model, not a curated record. Gene Ontology annotation, molecular function: ubiquitin protein ligase binding; ubiquitin binding. The transcript has 10 exons. Gene Ontology annotation, cellular component: nucleus.